Molecule: messenger RNA, 3045 nt
Organism: Salmo salar (Atlantic salmon)
Lineage: Eukaryota; Metazoa; Chordata; Actinopteri; Salmoniformes; Salmonidae
Product: BICD family-like cargo adapter 1
Biological process (GO): Golgi to secretory granule transport; vesicle transport along microtubule
Source: RefSeq, a predicted model, not a curated record
CGCCUUGUCAAACCACAGGUUCAUUCGCGCACAGGCUGCACAAUGGGGCAUAGGCAACUGCUAAAUAGUUAUUGAAAUGGACCUGAAUGACUGAGUUGACAAAUAUGCCACCAUUUUUUUAUUUUAAAUGUAAUAUAUUAUUAUGUGGCUAUUUCCAUUAAAUCAGGAGCUAUGGAUCGACUUGGUGAAUGGAGUUUCAAACCGAAGAAGAUGAAAGUGGAAUUGGAGGAUGGUUUCUAUUUUGAUUAUGAUGCGGAAGAAAUAUCUGAUUAUCAAGAUCCCAAUCAACUUUUAGCUGCUUUGAAACAAAAGGAGGAAGAAGUCCUUUUGGCGGCCCAGCUGGGAAAUGCAUUGCUUCUGGAAAAUCGUCAGUUGAAAGAACAGAGCGAUAAACUUAAUGAACAGUAUGCAUACAAACUUGAGGAGUUGGAGCAGGGCAGGCAUGAUCUGCGGGUGAAGCUGGAGGGGUGCCAGUCUGGGUGGGUGAGCCAGGUUGGGGACCUGGAGAGAGACAUGAGGGAUCUGAGUGGCCAGGUGGACAGGCUGACCCAGGCCCUGACCGACGCAGAGAGGGACAAGACCAGGGCCCAGGAGGAAGACGCAGAACACACCCAGUGCCUCAGAGAACAGCUCAGCACUGCGAUGGAGGUGGAGAGGGCAAUGACCAGUCAACUGCAGACCCUGAAACUGGAGCUCCGUCAGAGAGGCCACCAUAACAGACCACAGGAUGAGGAGCUGCUCAGUGCCAUGAGUGAGCAGGUGGUGCGUCUGUCCCAGAGGGAGCAGGCUCUGGAGGAGCGGCUGGAGAGUAUGUGUCAGGAGAACGCAGACCUACGGGACAGACUGGCCUCCCUACACACACACUCAGCUCUACAGGACCAACACAACCAGCAGCAGAGCCAACAGCUGACGGAGGCAUGGCAGGAGGCUGCGGCUGCGAGGGGGCGUUCCCAGCAGCUUCAGAUUCAGGUGGAGGAGCUGCAGGAGGAGGUCUCCCUGCAGUACAGGAGUAGCCAUGGAAACACAUCCCUACUGUCUGAGCUGGAGACCAGUCUGGACACCAUGGGCUUGGGCCAUGACAGAGAACAGAUGACCCAGGAGGUUCUGUCCAUCCUGGAGCUCCUGCGACCCCUGACCCGGGUAGUGAAGACUCCAGAGAGGUCAGAGUUUAUAGGUCAGGAGGAAGGAGAUCUGCAGGCCAUGCUGCUACAGUUAAAGGGUUUAGCUCAAAAACUGGCCAACCACACCCACAUCCCUCAGCUUCAGGAGGAGAAUGCUGAGCUGAGGCUGAGGCUCAGAAACAGACAGGAUGAAGAAGAGGUGGCCCAACAGGCCAUCAGAGACAGAGAUGAAGCCAUAGCUAAGAAGAACCUGAUGGAAGCUGAGCUGGUGAGGAGUAAGAACGACAUGAUGUGUCUGAACAACCAGCUGCUGGAGGCUAUCCAACGCAAGCUGGAGCUGUCUCAGGAGCUAGAGGCCUGGCAGGACGAUAUCCAGAUUAUCAUCAACCAGCAGCUGAGGACACAGCAGCAGUUGGAGCAGGUCGAGAAGAAGCCUGCCUCUAACCCCAUGUCCUUCUGGAGGAGACCCAGCACAGCUUCCUCCACCAGGCCCCGCCGGCCCUCCUCCUCCCCCGCUUCCUGGACCUCAGAAGCUGGGCAAGAGAAGCCCCAGUCCCCCUGGAGAGACUGGCUUCGACGGGGCAAGGUGACACAGCCAGGCAAAUAGUAAGCUGGAAUGUCUGUUGCUUCACCUCGGAGGACUGGCACAUAGCACAGAGAUGUCUUGACCAGCUGGCCAUUGAAGAAGGCGAGUCGAGUCAUCAAGGCAAGAACAAGCUGGUGGAACUAACACUACUGAGUAGAACUAUCAGUCUUGGUAGAUAGAGUACCAAGCAGAACAGGACAGGCCGAACACUCAGUAAUGUUAUAUAGUAGACUUCAGUAGAGUAUUAGAAUUCAAGACCAUGGUGUGUUGGAAACAAGGACCAGAUAAGAACCCUAAUGGACAAAGAGUUAUCAAUAAGUAGACAGUAGUUUCCCCACUGUCACUGAGAAGAUUAUUUGCUCAGACUAAUUAUUUCAUCCAACCUUUAUUUAGGUCAUGUGCAGACAGACUGAAGGGACAUGACGUUGAUAGAGUGACUGGACUCCAAUCAUAACACAUAAUGAAUGUUGUAAAUAUUUAGGUUUAUAGAAACACAGAGGAUCCAGAUCUAAGUGGUAUUCCACUCGCUACAGUCUUUUCAAAAGAUGAAAUAAGAUUAAAUGUUGCCUGCUGUCGAAGCAAAAUAUUUUCCAUUAUGUAUUCACAGAAAACAGGCCUUAGUAGAACAUAACCAAAUACAAAAUUGGUGCUCAUAAAUAAACCAAUCAUCUACAGAAUGUCAUGAGUUCUCAUGUGAAAUGUUGUGGGAACUAGAUACAUUAUGAAAUAUGUCCAAAAUGCAUUUCAUGCAUUGUAUUCUUACCUUAUGUGCCUUCGUUUUUUUUGCCACACUACUGAAGGGGACAUUUUGGGGGAAGGGUCCAAUAUAGAUCAACUCUAACUAGGAUGGUCAUAUAAGGUCAUAUAAGGUAUUUUGAUCAAAGUACCAGAAUAAUCGAAUGGACCGAAUGCAUGCAAUAUGUUGUCAAUACAUGAUGUAAGGUUGUCCUGUUGUUCAUCAACAUUUGCUAGUUGUUUAUAUUCAUUUCGGUUUUUGACAAAAUCAGAAUGUCCUCAGAUUAUUUGAUUUAGUGAAAAACACAGGACAAUGUUGAUUGAAUGACUGAAAACGUCUAAUACCUGUUAUUACAGAAGAAAUAUAGCAAAAAUCUAGAUUCAUAUUACUUAUUGUUGUAAUAUAUGAAUGUUAUCAAAGUGCAUGCAUGUUGUUGUGUAUCAUGAUGUAUGUAGCUUAUGUAUUCUGUAUGUAGAUGGUGUUUAUGUAAAUAGUAAGUGACUUGCCUAGUUAAAUAAAUAAAAAAUCUAUACUAAAAAAAAAUAUGUAUUAGUGAACACAAUGUCCUUUACACUGAAAAUAAAGUCAUUUUUCAUACAGUA